Messenger RNA from Dracunculus medinensis (Guinea worm), 375 nucleotides. The record is from the annotation of a GenBank genome assembly. NCBI's taxonomy places the organism in Eukaryota, Metazoa, Nematoda, Chromadorea, Rhabditida, Dracunculidae.
AUGGGGAUUGAUAUUGAUAAUUUGAAAGCUUCGUCUUUUGAUGGCAACUUUAAGCCUCCAAAAAUUUCAACUGAGCAAAUAUUGGAUACUAUCGAUGAAUAUUUCGAAAAAAAGGAAAAAGAACCAUGUCUAGUUGGCGUAAAUAUUCCGGAUGAUGAGACUACCGCCGAUAGGUUCUUAGAAAAGAAUAUUAUAGCUGCCGCUGGGAUCCAGAUUGAUUACAUUAAGAAAGUUCGUCGACAUGGAAAAAGGAGAUCAGGCAGGCCACGAGUACUUAAGAUUCGAGUUGAAGAUAAAUACAUGGUUAUGUCUGUAUUGCGUAAUAAGAACGUGAACUCGAUUUUUCCCCAUGGAAGCUUUUUACGAAGGAUCUAG